Schizophyllum commune H4-8 is the source of this 897-nucleotide messenger RNA. RefSeq lists its product as uncharacterized. Lineage: Eukaryota; Fungi; Basidiomycota; Agaricomycetes; Agaricales; Schizophyllaceae. The record is from RefSeq and is a predicted model, not a curated record. The annotation marks the transcript as partial. The transcript is spliced from 2 exons.
UCGAGCACACGACCGACGUAGGCGAAGGACAAGCCACUAGCGCACCCGACGAGCAGGACGAGGAUGCGCACGUUCCCGCGAAGACGGACAGCAUGGAUAUGGCGGUUGAACGAGCUCUUGAUAAUCGCGCUCCAGAUAUCGACGCCUCCGCGAAUGGCAGCAUCCCCGCGACUGGUCAGCAGCGUGUCCAGACGGCGAAGGAGCAGACUAUUGGGGAACUCAAAGAGCAGGCUAUGGGCUUGAGGGACCGGGAACGCGAAGACGAUGUUGACGAAGCUCCUGAGGUGCCUACUGAGCAGCUUAAGAAGGCGGAUGCGCCAGUCGGAUCAGCAGACGAUGGUGUUGGCGAUGUCCGUCGGAUGACCGACGCCGUUGCUUGCGCCGUCCACCAGACGCGCGACGCCGCUGUCGGUGUCGUCCACCAAACGCGCGACGCCGCUGUUGGCGCCGCUCGCACCACCGCUGACGCCUCAACCUCCACCGCCGACGCGCGCGUGCACGCCGCUCCUACGACCUCCUCCGUCUCGAUCUUCGCCGCUCCCUCGACCACCUCUGUCUCCACCCACGCCUUCCCCAAUACCACCGACGCAUCCAUAACCGCCUCGCCCACCACCGCCGACGCAGCGACGAGCACGAUCCGCGAGGGGUACCGCGAUGUGGGCGUACAGGCGCGACCAUCAACGAGCAGCGGUGGCGUGCAGGUGCGACCGAGAAUGGCGAGCGGCGGUGUGCAGGUGCACCCCGCGACGAUGAGUAGUGGUGUGCAGGUGCGACCGGCGGUGGGUGAGGGGGGCGUACAGGUGCGACCAUCGACGGCGAGCGGUGGCGUGCAGGCGCAGCCAUCGGCAGGCGUGCAGCUGCAGCCAGUCAUGCCGCCCACGACGAUGAGCAAUGCGC